Molecule: messenger RNA, 477 nt
Organism: Lolium rigidum
Lineage: Eukaryota; Viridiplantae; Streptophyta; Magnoliopsida; Poales; Poaceae
Exons: 6
Coding region: 25-477 (150 amino acids)
Molecular function (GO): protein binding
Source: RefSeq, a predicted model, not a curated record
UCUCUUAUCUUGAAGUGUUCAAUCAUGUGGCAACGUUUUGGGCAACUUGCUCGACCCCAGCUUGGCAUGAAGCUAGGGACAUUGGGAUUUCUAGGCAUUCCCCGUGUUGACUUCAUGUCACUUAAUUUCAAUAUUUCCUCUGGUCUCAUUGUAGGAGAGAUUUCAGCAAAAUGUGAUGCUGAGAAGCUUGGCAUUAGGGCAGGGGAUGUUAUUUUUUCAUGCCAGAAAAAACGUGUUUCAAGUAUUGUUCAGCUGGAAGAUGUGCUGUUGGGUGUUGGUGCGGAACAUCUUGAGAAGAGCAAUGAUCUCAGCUCUAAAGUUGAUGUUGAGAUUGGUGUAUUUCAUGUGCGCAAACGCAAAAAGAGUGACAUUAUUUUAAGAGUAGAGUUGUCAGAUCGUCUUGAAGUUUUUCACUCAGAUGAUGAAGAUGCCAAAGCAGUAGGAAUCAAGGGAGAGGAAGCAACCGGCAUCAGCUGA